UCUGACUGUUAAAGUCUAUUUUCUUAUGCAUUGCUAGAAAUAAAAUUUAGCAGCCUUUUAUGAAAUUAUUGCACCAUUCUCAAUAUUCAAAAUACUUUCAAAUGAGUUAGAACAAUUUUAUAUAUAACAAAGUUCAUCAUCUAAUUCGAAUAAAAUUUUAUAAUGUUAGUCUUCACAGAAUUAAAGAUCAGAAAUGAAGUCUUCAACUUUAGGAGCAAUUGCUUUUGCAUCAUUCCUAUUGCAAACUGUUUUUGCUGGAAUCACAACGACGAACUUAGAUAUCUAUAACACUACUGUAAGGAAUAUCACUUACUUUACAGGGGGUGAAUAUGGUUGUGAAUGGCGUGCUAAUAUAACCAUUCAUGAACAUGGAGCCUUUAUAUAUUACAAUUACGAUACACAUGGGUAUAAUACCUUCUUCGAAAAUAAUGGUAUAUAUUAUUGUCAAAAUAUCGGUGCUUAUCCAUAUUUUCAAAAGGAUCAUAUCUCCGGUCUGACUUAUAAACUUAAUGAAGAUACCAACGUUGGGGGAUUCCUUAAUCGUGGUACUUUUGUUUAUAAUGAUAACAAUACAGCCUGUGGUCCACCUACGUAUACUAUACAUGGUAAUUACUUUAUUAAUGAAGGAACAUUUAUUAUGGCAGGCUGUCAAUUGUGUGAUGGGUCUACAAAUACUAUUAAACCAUACGGAACUUUUGUUAAUAAAGGUGUACUCUCUUAUAUGCAAUAUUAUACGGGUUUGGGGGGUCCUCCAAGUACUUAUUUUGGAUCACCCGCAGCUUGUAGUACUGAUGUCGCUACUGUUAUUAACAAUGGUUCACUUUGCUUGUGGAACAAUAACCCGUUAUAUCAAAGUUCUCCAAUCGCGGGAAAUGGUUGUUUUGAUGUUGGUAAUCAAAGUACACUUUCAAUUAAGUGUGCAGAUAUGUGGUCACAAGAUGGCGUCCCACACACAAUAUAUCUUAGUUCAAAUACAUCUGUUGUAGAUAUCACUAAUAACAGAAAACCAGUUAGUAAAUUCUAUGUGAAAGGUUGGGGUAAUAAUAAUACUAUUUCUGUGCUCAAUACUAAUCCAGUUUGGAAUUUUACUGAUGGCAUUUUAAGUGUUACUACUGAUGGGAAUACAUUUCAAUUUGUUGUCGGUCCGGGGUAUGAUCCUGCUAAUGUAAUAUAUUCCUACGGAAAUUCAGGAAAUAAACUUGCGUGGGGAAGAUCUCGUUGGUUUUAUAAUGCUCCUCCUCCAGACGGUAGUAGACCAAGCGAAUGUUUGCCAUGUCCAACUGCUGUGCCUUUAGUAUAUGAUCUCCUUAUGGAUCAACCUGAUUACACGACAACCUGGACAACCACAAAUUCGGAUGGCUCCGUAGAAACCGAAUCUGGAUUAGUCCAAGUUACAGGAACCGAUGGAUGGAGCACUUCCAUAUUCCCAAAUGAAUACACUACUACAUUCACCACAACUGAAUCGGAUGGGUUUGUCGCUACCGAUUCCGGUAUAGUAUUUGCAACUACUGAUAAAGACGGUAAUCACAUCACUACAACAUCUUUAUUUCCAACUUCAACUGAUCCAUUCACACGAUACACUACUACAUUCACCACCACUGAAGCUGAUGGCUUUGUGGCUACUGAUUCCGGUGUGGUUGUUGUUACCUACAAUACCGAUGGUGAAGUAACUACAAAGACGUCACUAUUCCCAACUCCUACCGAUCCAUUCACUCACUACACCACUACUUUCACGACUACCGACACUGAUGGAUAUGUUGCUACUGAUUCUGGUGUAGUUGAUGUCACCUACAAUACCGAUGGCGAAGUAACCACGAAGACUUCCUUAUUCCCAACUAAGAGUAACCCAUUUACUUCCUAUACGACUACAUUCACCACCACUGAAGCUGAUGGCUUUGUGGCUACUGAUUCCGGUAUAGUUGUUGUUACCUACAAUACCGAUGGUGAAUUGACUACAAAAACUUCACUAUUCCCAACUCCAACUGAUCCAUUCACUGUAUAUACUACUACAUUUACUACCACUUUAACUGACGGAUUUAAAGCCACCGAUUCAGCUAAAGUGGUUGUCACCCACAAUAAGGAUGGUGAGGUAAUCACCUCGUCUUCGUUUUUCCCAACAGUAAGUGACCCAUUUACUGUAUAUACUAUUACAUGGACUACCACAUAUACGACGUUGUAGUAAAUUGAGACUUAAUGUUAUGAGAAUUAGUUACUCGUAAUUAUUUUAAAGAAGUUUGGUAAGUUAAUUAGAAAUUCAAAAGAAAGUCUUAGUGUAUUUUAGAUAAAUUUAGGCUAGACUUAAUAAGAAUAUAUGAAAGUUGAACUAAAGUUAAUCUAUGUUAAAGUAAGUC
Messenger RNA from Scheffersomyces amazonensis, 2351 nucleotides. RefSeq lists its product as uncharacterized. The record is from RefSeq and is a predicted model, not a curated record. Bases 194 to 2179 code for a protein of 661 amino acids. The transcript has a single exon. NCBI's taxonomy places the organism in Eukaryota, Fungi, Ascomycota, Pichiomycetes, Serinales, Debaryomycetaceae.